AUGACCAACGUCUUCAAGGUACCGGAGAAGCGCGAGGAGCUCGUCUACACGGCGAAGAUCGCCGAGCAGUGCGAGCGCCACGAUGAAAUUCUAUUCUGCAUGAAGCGCGCUGUCAAGAUGAACCCGCGGCUGUCCAGCGAGGAGCGCAACCUGCUCUCGGCCGCCUACAAGUACAUUAUCAGUGCCCGCCGCGCUUGCUGGCGCAGCAUGAGCUCGAUGGCGCACAAGGAAGACAGCCACAAGGGCAAGACGGCGAGCCUCUUCAACGGCUUCCAGCAUCAGGUGGAGAAGGAGUUGGCGGAGAUCUGUUCCGACAUUCUGGAGCUUCUGGACAAGUACCUCAUCCCAGCCGCCGACAACGACGAGAGCAAGGUGUACUACUACAAGCUCAAGGGCGACUACCACCGCUACUUCGCGGAGGUGGAGUCCGGCUCAGAUACGCAGAAGAACCUUGCCCUGGAGGCGUACAAGAAGGCGUCCGAGUUCACAACCUCGCUGAAGCCGACCUCGCCGAUCCGCCUCGGCCUCGCCCUCAACUUCUCUGUCUUCUACUACGAAAUUCUGCGCAGCCCCGACAAGGGCUGCCAGCUCGCUCGCCAGGCCUUCGAGGAGGCUCUGAGCGAUCCGGAGGUGCUGGAUGAGGAACAGCACAAGGAGUCAGCGCUCAUCAUGCAGCUGCUGCGCGACAACCUCGCUCUCUGGACGGAGGACUCUCGCCCCGAGGGCCAGGAUGAUGGAACAGCCAUGGAGGAGCUCGAGUAA
Messenger RNA from Leishmania major strain Friedlin, 762 nucleotides. RefSeq names its product putative 14-3-3 protein. Gene Ontology annotation, biological process: signal transduction. The coding region runs from base 1 to 762 and encodes 253 amino acids. The record is from RefSeq and is a predicted model, not a curated record. NCBI's taxonomy places the organism in Eukaryota, Euglenozoa, Kinetoplastea, Trypanosomatida, Trypanosomatidae. The transcript has a single exon. Gene Ontology annotation, cellular component: cytoplasm.